Messenger RNA from Myripristis murdjan (pinecone soldierfish), 1736 nucleotides. It is a transcript of the gene tufm, whose product is annotated as Tu translation elongation factor, mitochondrial. The coding region runs from base 83 to 1426 and encodes 447 amino acids. The transcript has 10 exons. The record is from RefSeq and is a predicted model, not a curated record. Gene Ontology annotation, biological process: mitochondrial translational elongation. Gene Ontology annotation, cellular component: mitochondrion. Gene Ontology annotation, molecular function: GTPase activity; translation elongation factor activity; GTP binding. NCBI's taxonomy places the organism in Eukaryota, Metazoa, Chordata, Actinopteri, Holocentriformes, Holocentridae.
GUAGCAAACUGAGCAGCCACGUUCCCGCGGGCGAGUGAACAUCUUCGUCAGAGAACAUCUUUGGCUUGUCUAACCGUCCAAGAUGGCGGCGCUUGUGGGGCUGCGUGCAUGUUUCUCCGCCCUCCAGCUUUCUUCGCCAAGUCUGCUGCACAGCUCCUUCAAACUAUGUGCUGUGCCUCUGAGUCGGCGGACCUUUGCCACGGAGGCUAAGAAGACAUUCAGCAGAGACAAACCUCACGUGAACAUAGGAACAAUCGGCCAUGUUGAUCACGGCAAAACCACGCUGACCGCAGCCAUCACUAAAGUGCUGGCGGAGGCCGGCGGUGCUCGCUACAAAAAGUAUGAAGACAUUGACAAUGCUCCUGAGGAGAAGGCCAGAGGAAUCACCAUCAACGCCUCUCAUGUGGAAUACACCACAGCCAACAGACAUUACGCUCACACAGACUGUCCCGGCCACGCCGACUACGUCAAGAACAUGAUCACAGGCACGGCGCAGAUGGACGGCUGCAUCCUGGUGGUGGCGGCCACGGACGGCCAGAUGCCUCAGACACGCGAGCACCUCCUGCUGGCCAGGCAGAUCGGCGUCGAGUACAUCGUGGUGUUCAUCAACAAGGCCGACGCGGUGGAGGACAAGGAAAUGCUGGAGCUGGUGGAGCUCGAGAUCCGCGAGCUGCUCACCGAAUUCGGCUACGACGGCGAGAACACGCCUGUCGUGAUAGGCUCCGCCCUCUGCGCCCUGGAGAACAAACAGCCUGAGCUCGGUGCCAAUGCCGUGUUGAAGCUGCUGGAGAUCGUGGAUACAUAUGUUCCACUUCCCAAGAGGGAGCUGGAAAAACCCUUCCUGCUGCCCAUUGAGGGAGUGUACUCCAUCCCAGGCAGGGGUACGGUUGUGUCGGGCACUUUGGAAAGAGGAACCAUCAAGAAGGGAGAUGACUGUGAGUUUGUGGGACAUAACCGCCACAUAAAGUCUGUGGUUACAGGUAUUGAGAUGUUCCACCAGUCUCUGGACCGGGCGGAAGCGGGAGAUAACCUGGGCGCUCUGGUCCGUGGCCUGAAGAGGGAAGAUAUACGGCGAGGCAUGGUGAUGAGCAAACCAGGAUCCAUCAUGCCUCACCAGAAAGUCAAGGCCCAGGUGUACGUUCUGAGUAAGGAGGAGGGCGGCAGACAUAAGCCGUUUGUCAGCAACUUCAUGCCCGUCAUGUUCUCUCUCACCUGGGACAUGGCCUGCAGAAUCUCUCUGCCCGCUGAGAAGGAAAUGGUGAUGCCAGGCGAGGACACGUCCCUGACGCUCACUCUGCGUCAGCCGAUGGUUUUGGAGAAAGGUCAGCGGUUUACUCUCAGAGAUGGCAACAGGACCAUCGGCACCGGCCUGGUCACAGAAAUCCUGACCAUGACAGAAGAAGACCAGUGCAACUGGGGCUCAUAGAGAGAGAACGAGAGAGAGAGAAAGAGAGAAAGGCAAAAAGGGUGGGAGGGGGGCAUGUAUAUGGGAAAGUGAUCUGGGAAUGGGGAGAAGAUUUCUGUGUCUGGCUAAGAUAUGAAAUACUGAUAGAAAUAUACAUAUACUGAACACAUGCUCACACCUUCAACAGGAGUUAAGUCGCAGGAAGGCAUGGCUCUUUUCUGCAGUUCCACCAAACCAGAAUAUCUGCAAUGGGAUGUUCAGCAUUGUCUUUGUGUCUAAAGGCCGGACUGUCAUUUGUCAUUUAUGUAAUAAAAUGUAUUUAAUAAUGAAA